AGCCCGCCCCAGUUCGGAUCCACACGUACACGUGCGCCAUGGUUUCCGUCCAUUCUCUGUGCCUCUCACUAGUGUAUCUCGGCACGGUAACAUCGUUCGUAACUCCAUGUGCUUGGAACAAAGUGACUGGAACGGCCCGGAGCACGAUUUCUGGGCAAUCAACCGGUUUGAGAAUGGCAUACGGCAAGGUGUUCGUUGCUGGCGGUGCCAAGGGGGUAGGACGUGCUGUGAUCGACAAGCUGGUCGACCAGGGGUCUGAAGUUGUGGCUCUGGUUCGAAGGGAAGACGCCAAGGACGAAUUGGAGGCAAUCAAGGGCGUUUCGGCGGUGGUCUGUGACGCCUUGGACUUGAAGGGGGUUGAAGCGGUUUUGGACGGCUGCGACGCUGCAAUCACUACCCUUGGAGGAGCCCCUGAAGGCGACGAGAGCAAACGGGUAGACUAUGCGGGGAACAGAAACGUGAUCGAAUCUGCGGGCAUUCUCGGCAUUACUCGGGUCGUGAUGGUGACGAGCGUUGGGUGCGGCAGCAGCCGUGAGGCAAUUAGUGACCAAGUUUACCAGGUUCUUGAGAAAGCUUUGAAGGCGAAGACCCUGGCAGAAAACAUGCUACUCAAGUACUACACCAACUCAGAGUGGACGAUCAUCCGCCCUGGGGGACUCAAAAGCGACGCUGCCACCGGAACCGCUAUACUAACAGAGGAUACGAAGGCGGCAGGGGUGAUCAACAGGGCAGACGUGGCCGAUCUGGCAGUGCAAGCGUUGAACUCGCCUAGUACCGUAAGAAAAAUCCUCACUGCUGUUGAUCCGGCGGUUCAAAGCAGCUACGACAGUGCCGAGAAACCUGCGGCAUUUGCGCUGUAGAAUUGUACGACAAGGUCCGAUAGAGUGCCUGAUGGUUGCUUUAGUCGCGUCCAUCCUUCAGUGUGACUUGUGAAAUUUUCAUGCGAUUCAACACG
This is a messenger RNA of Ectocarpus siliculosus, 955 nucleotides long. NCBI's taxonomy places the organism in Eukaryota, Phaeophyceae, Ectocarpales, Ectocarpaceae. The record is from the annotation of a GenBank genome assembly.